AUGAAAAAGAGGAUUGAAAACAGCCAAAUUAAUGAUGAAAAGAAAAAGAACAAUUUAAAAAAUAUAGGGGAGAAAAAUGAGAAGGGCAAAAAAAAAAUAAAAAAAAAAAAAAUACCAAAAAUUAAGAUUGAAAAUGAAGCUAAAGUUGAAGAUAUUGAAAAAAAAAACGAUUUAUUAGACAACGUCAGAAUAAGCACAUAUGAUGAAUAUGAUGAUAAAUUAGUAAAUAAAAUGGGUUCUUAUAUCGAAACGACAAAAGAAGGAAUAAAAAAUAAAUUGUUUAAAAAAUAUUAUUCUCUAAAUACAAACGUUCCGCUUUAUUAUAUUGAUAUAAAUAUAUACAAAUGCGUAUAUGAUAAUUUUUUUACUAAAUACAUACAUAAUAAAGAAUUAAAUGAUACACAUAACGGUGUGAAUUGCAAAAUAAAAUCGAUGUAUUUUUACAAUAUCCUAAACAGUAAAUCUAUAAACGUUAUUUACCAUUUUUUUAAGGAAUUUUUUAAAGAAUAUGAGUUAGAAAGUUUUCAAAAUUGCUGUGAAAUGCUUCAAAUGACAUAUUUAUUUUUUUUUAUUCUGUUUACUGAUUAUUAUACAAUAAGUCCCAACAUACGAAGCUAUUGUCUAGAAAAUUUUAAAAUCCUUUUUAUUCUGAAAAAUUAUCUCUUUAAAAAAUAUAUAAAAUAUACUAAUAAAAUGAUAUUUAAAAAAUAUAUCUUAUUAAAUCAAUUGGAAAAUAAUAUAAAAAAAAACGACUUUUUUACUAUUGAAAAUAGUAUAAUAACUGAAAUAUUAAAUUCAAAUGAUAAAAUACAAUUUAAAACUGCAACAAUAUAUAUGAUUCCUUCGAAAAAAACAUAUAACAUGCAUUUUGUAAGUUUACUUAUAAAAAAUAGAUCUUAUGAAUAUAUUAAUAAUCAUAUUUUUAUAGAUUUAUUUAAAAUUAAUAUAUUUACUAAUCAAUCGUCUUUGUUGAACUCAUCUUUGGAUGCGUCUACUAAAAAUACAGAAAAGGUAGAAAAUUGUUUUGGUGAAAAAAAUAAUAUGCAUUUUCCCCAGGCUAAUACUAUUAACUUAAUGCCUAUAGAUGAAACGAAUAAUAUACUUUCUUAUGUAUUUGAAAUCGAAAUACCUUCUUAUAUUUAUAAUGAUCAUUAUAUGGAAGUUUUUUAUGUUCAAGUGAACCAAAAUGUGAAACUGGCGAAUUUAUUGAUCCCAGAAAAGUUUCUGCAUUUAAAUAAAAAAAACGAGAUUGAUGAAAUUGUUUUUAUUGAUAAUAUGAACGGCACAAUUAAUGAUGAUGAUCACGUUGAAAAAAAAGCAAAUAAUUGUAUAGAAGACGAAACAAAUAAUAAAAAUGAAUAUGAUACCUUAAAUUUCCAUGAUAAAAUAAAUUUAAUUAAAAUAGAAAGUGAAUGCGUUUCAAUAAAUAAUAAAGCAUAUUUAAAAAUUUAUAACAACAAAGUUGGUAACUAUUAUGUAAGCUUAAAUACUAUAAGCAGCUUCCCUUAUAUUAAAUGGGAAAUUACAUACAUUCAAAACACUGUAAUUAUAAAAAUACAAAGCAAAAUUUCUAAUAAAUUUAUUUUUCACAUAAAUAAUGAUGGUAUAAUAUUACAAGACAAUGGAAUUGACGUGUUAAGUGACAUAUUUAAUCAUCCAUUAGACGUGUAUACAUUAUUAUUUUUAAUGAAAAAAAGAGGAAUUAAUUUGUUGGUUACUGAUAUAGAAAUUGGCAAAAUGAAAAAAAAAUAUGAUUAUGAUUUUAAUUUUAAUAAUACAGAAGAAAGUAUAAUUAAUGAUAUAUUAUUAUGUUUUCGAUUUAUUAACUUCUAUUCAUCUAAUAUAAAAACGUUCGAAUCCAAAACUACUAUCAAUAUAAAAGGAAAUACUAACUUUCCUAAUAUCCCGUUUACAGAUUUAAUAUUUAUGGAAUAUGAAUCACGUUUUUGCAGGAUAUCCAAAAUGGAAAAUGAAGAAUGCGAAAAAAAGCAUGGAAAAAAUUUAUCCAAACAUAAAUCUAUUUUGUUUUGUCUAUUUGAAUUAUGCGAAUUAAUGUUAUUAAAUAAUAAUAAAAAAGAAAAAAAAAAAUUGAAUGAAUUUAACAAACAGGAAAAUGAUGAAGAUACUAAACAGCAUAUAAUGAUGUUUCAGUAUUUUUUAACAAAAAUAUUGAAACAUAAUAAUAUCGAGCAAAUUAAUAAAGUGGUGAAAGAAAAUAUUAACUUAAAAAACAUUUCUUUACAAAGUGAUCACUAUGAUCAAUUUUCAAAAAUUGAAUAUAUCGAUUUCCUACAAUUAGACCAAACAUCUUAUUAUUUGAAUUUAUUUUUGAAGUUUACAAAAAUAAUUUCCUUCACAGAUAUUUGA
Messenger RNA from Plasmodium berghei ANKA, 2367 nucleotides. Its product is annotated as conserved Plasmodium protein, unknown function. The record is from RefSeq and is a predicted model, not a curated record. NCBI's taxonomy places the organism in Eukaryota, Apicomplexa, Aconoidasida, Haemosporida, Plasmodiidae. The coding region runs from base 1 to 2367 and encodes 788 amino acids. The transcript is spliced from 2 exons.